AUGAUAAAAUAUAAAAGUAAAAUUGGAAUACAAAUUUUAUUUGCUCUUAAACAUCUCAUUACUGCAAGUUUCUCUGAAGAUAUAUAUCUAAUAAUAAUAUCAGGUGCAAAUUUAAUUAUAUUAAUCAUUUUACUAAAAAAGAAUUUGCAUUCAAUUUGGAAAUAUUUUAGAAUUUUACUUCUCUUAGAAUUAAGCUUCUUUGAUCAUAUAUUUACACCUCCAAUUAUAGCCACUUUAAAUUUAAAAAUCAAGUUUAAGAUCGUAAUACUGGUCUUUUAUUGCUGUAGAGUUAGCUUAAUAUAUUUCAAAGUUUUUUAAAUAAUAGAUUGGGUUUAUUUAGGAAUCUUAUUUAUAUCAUUCAUAUUUUAUAUUUAUACCCAUGUAUCAUAUUAUUUAUUUUUAGGAUAGUAAAUUAUAAAAAAGUAAGAAUUAGUUCACAUCUGAAAGGAAAUUAUCAUAUCUAAAUAUCAAUUCUUAAAGUGAUUAGUAGGAUGUAUUUGAUCUCUUUAAUUUUUUACCUUUUGGAAUUUGUAUAUUAGAUGAUAAAUAAAACAUAACUAAUUCUAACUACAAAGCUAAAAAAUAUUGUUCGAAUAUAAAAGAAGAAAAUUUUCAAUCUCAAUUAUUUAUGAUGAUUUCAAGGUAUAAUAUAUCUUAAAAAUAAGGGCUUGUUUAUAAUAAUUAGAUAAAAAAUCUAUUUUUAAUUCUUCUGAAGAUUAAGCUUCUGAAUUUUAAAUGAGAAGAUUAUAAUCUUUUAGUUAAACAAGAAAGAAAGCUAUAUCUUAACAGAGAUAAUUUAAUAAUUUAAUUGAUAUAUCUUAAAUAAUUAAUAAGCAUAAAACAAUAAAGGGAGUUUCAGAGAGUUGUAAUUAAAAUUCUCUCAAAUAUAGAGAUCUAAAUGCUAAUAAGACAUAUGAAAUUAAAAUAUAUGAAAUUACUUAAGGUAGUAUGAUAUGUAUUUAAAAUAUUUCAAAAAAAGAAAGAUAAUUUGAAAUUCGAGAAAGAUUUCGUUUCUAAUCAUUGCUAAUAAACUCAUUUUCUCAUGAAUUAAAAACUCCAUUAAAUUGUUCUUUAUCACUAUUAUAAAUUUUAGAAUAAGAAUUAAGAUCUGAUAAAAUAUAAUAACAUAAUUUAAUAGAGUAAAAAUAUUUAAAACCUGCAAUAAUUUCAAACAAAAAAUUAUUACAUUAAAUUAAUGAUAUUCUUGAUUAUGCAAAUUUUGAAGCUUAAACAUUUUAAUUAAGACCAACUUAAUUUAAAAUAUCAACAUUACUAUAAACAAUUGAAUAUUAUUUUAAAGAUGAAUGUUAAUAAAAGUAAAUAAAUUUUAUAGUUUAAACUUGUGAUGAUUGUAUCAUAAAUAAUGAUUUUGAUAGGAUAAUUUAAAUUUUAGUUAACUUAUUAAAUAAUUCAGUUAAAUUUACAAAACAAAAUGGUUAAAUAUAAUUUAACAUUAAUAGAAUAGGUUCUAUGUAUUCUUUUGAAGUAUUUGACACUGGAUGUGGCAUUUCUGUAGAGAAACUAUAUCUUAUUAAUAAAAUUCUAUAGAAUCAAGAAAUGGAUAUUUUAAAAAGAGGAGAUGAGGAUUAUAUCUAAUAUGUUGGUUUAGGAUUAAAAGUUUCAAGUUAAAUAGCAUUUAAAUUAUGUUAAAAAGGUGAACUGAUUAUAACAAGUUCAUUAAAUUAAUUUACAAAGAGUCGCUUUUAUGUAUAAGAUUUGAAUACACAAGAAGAGAUUUUAACUAUUCCAACAGAUGAAUUUAUUCAAAUACCAUAUAAAAGUAAAACCAAAAAAUAAUGUCAUAGUAAUCUUGUUUUAAUUGUUGAUGACAUUCCUUUUAAUCAUUUAGCUUUCAUCACAGUUUUAAAAUAUUUUAAUAUAAAAUGUGAUAGUGCUUAUGAUGGAAGUAUGGCUAUUGAAAUGGUUAAGAAUAAGUAUGAUAAUUGUUAAUGUGGAUAUAAAUUGAUUUUUAUGGAUAUUGAUAUGCCUGGAAUUGAUGGUUAUCAAUGUAGCAAAGAAAUCUCAUAGUUUUUAUAAUAAAAGAAUAUUACUUCAUUUAUUAUUAUGUGCAGUGCUUUUGAUAGUAAAGAUAAUAUUGACAUUGCUUAUAAAUCAGGAAUGAAUGAUAUUUUGCCUAAACCUAUAGAUACUCUACAACUUAAAAAAAUACUCAGCAAAUAUUAUUUUUGA
This is a messenger RNA of Paramecium sonneborni, 2190 nucleotides long. The record is from the annotation of a GenBank genome assembly. Lineage: Eukaryota; Ciliophora; Oligohymenophorea; Peniculida; Parameciidae.